CAAGAGCUGCUGCUGUUUAGUGUAAACAGACGCUUGCAGCAGGAAAUAAGAUGUAUGUGGGCAGGGUACGGCCGAGCCACCACCUGGUCUCCUGUCGGGUCACCUGAGCAGGAAUCAAAAUUCACUUCAUUACUGGCUGCCGGGGGAGUCAUGUUGGAGGAAAAGGAGCAGACAGGAGCCUCCUGGGAGCACCUGCCACUACCUGGUGAGUAUCCUGAGCCACAUAUAGAGGACAAAGCUUCGCUGAACACAGAGGAAGAGGAGGAUGCCUCUGCUGCCACCACAGAGGAAGGAGUCAAAGAUCAGUCAGCAAAGAGCAGCCCCAACCUGCUGCAGAUGUUAAAGGCAGCUGAGAGCAGGUGGACGCCUCAGGGACGGCAAGAAAACGGGGAAGAGGCGUCCGAGACGGGAGAGCGAGUGACUGAAGCUCGGAAGACUGACAUGCAGAUACAGCUCACCGACCAGAAGCAAGAAUUCAACAAGCGUCCCACCAAGACCGGCCGUCGCUCUCUGUCGCACUCCAUCUCACAGUCCUCCACAGACAGCUACAGUUCAGUGGGCAGCGACAGCUCAGAGGAUGAGUCCUCUCCCAGAGACAAGGCUCAGAAAACCUCCAAGGGCUUCUCUGACUUCUGCAUCAAAAACAUCAAACAGGUCGAUUUCGGACGCAGAGAAAUAGAGAUCGCGCAGCAAGAAAUGCCAGCUCUGAUGGUCCUGAGGAAACGAGCAGGAGGGGAGAAACCUCUGGCCGGAGCCAAAGUGCUGGGCUGCACACACAUCACUGCACAGACGGCGGUGCUGAUUGAAACUCUCAUUGUGUUGGGGGCUCAGUGUCGCUGGGCGGCCUGUAACAUCUUCUCCACCCAGAACGCUGUGGCUGCUGCUCUGGCUGAACGAGGCAUCCCGGUGUUUGCGUGGAGAGGAGAAUCAGAGGACGACUUCUGGUGGUGUAUUGACAGAUGUGCGGGUGGGAACACCUGGCAGCCCAACAUGAUUCUGGAUGACGGAGGCGACCUGACCCACUGGAUCUAUAAGAAGCACCCGAGCCUGUUCAAGAGGCUCAGAGGCAUCGUGGAGGAGAGUGUUACAGGCAUCUAUCGGUUGUACCAGCUGUCAAAGGCGGGCAAGCUGUGUGUCCCGGCCAUGAACGUCAACGACUCGGUGACCAAGCAGAAAUUUGACAACCUCUACUGCUGCAAGGAGUCCAUACUGGACGGGUUGAAGCGGACCACUGACGUCAUGUUUGGAGGGAAACAGGUGGUGGUGUGCGGGUAUGGUGAGGUCGGCAAAGGCUGCUGUGCCGCCCUGAAAGCGUUGGGUGCCAUCGUGUACGUCACAGAAGUGGAUCCCAUUUGUGCCCUUCAGGCCUGCAUGGACGGCUUCAGAGUGAUUAAACUGAGUGAAGUGGUCAGACAGGUAGACGUGGUCAUCACCUGCACAGGCAAUAAGAACGUGGUGGUGAGAGAACAUCUGGACCGAAUGAAGAAUGGCUGCAUCGUCUGCAACAUGGGGCACUCCAGCACCGAGAUAGACCUGGCGAGUCUGCGGACCACAGAGCUGAGGUGGGAGCGCGUGAGGCCUCAGGUGGACCACGUGAUCUGGCCGGAUGGGAAGAGAAUCGUCCUGCUCGCUGAAGGUCGUUUGCUGAACCUGAGCUGCUCCACGGUGCCGUCGCUCGUCCUCUCCAUCACCGCCACAACUCAGGCGAUGGCUCUCAUAGAGCUGUACAGCGCUCCAGAGGGACGAUACAAACAGGACGUCUACCUGCUGCCAAAGAAGAUGGAUGAAUUUGUGGCCAGUCUUCACCUGCUGACGCUUGAUGCUCACGUCACAGAGCUGACUGACGAACAGGCCAAGUACCUGGGCAUCAGCAAGCACGGGCCCUUCAAACCCAACUACUACAGGUAUUAACCCCCAGGAGAUACAGCUGAGCGACAGACGCUCUUCAGACGCCUCUUAUGGAUUUCACAUCCUGCAGACUCUGAUGCCCUCUGCAGUCUGAAUCAGUUUCAUGGAGAGUCGUCGGCUCGCUUCUCUC
This is a messenger RNA of Acanthopagrus latus (yellowfin seabream), 2038 nucleotides long. Its product is annotated as S-adenosylhomocysteine hydrolase-like protein 1. NCBI's taxonomy places the organism in Eukaryota, Metazoa, Chordata, Actinopteri, Spariformes, Sparidae. The coding region runs from base 55 to 1911 and encodes 618 amino acids. The transcript is spliced from 17 exons. Gene Ontology annotation, biological process: L-methionine cycle. Gene Ontology annotation, cellular component: cytosol. The record is from RefSeq and is a predicted model, not a curated record.